AUGCGGGGCGAGCUGGUCUUGUAUCAAGAGUCUCCUGCGCUAUCCUUGUUCAUUGCCGAUGGUUCCAAGACUAGGGAGACUGCGCUGCUAUGUAUCGCAGGCAUGGGCGAUGGGUUGCUCUCAUUGCCCUACCUAGAUACGCUUCAUGCAGCAAUGACCGAGGCUACGAUUGUACAAAUCUUGCUCAGCUCUAGCUACAGUGGCUGGGGUCUUGCUUCCCUUGAUGACGAUGCUGCUGAAAUCAUGUGUGCUGUCCAGUGCUUGGUAACAAAGCACGGCUUCAAAUCAGUUGUCCUCCUCGGACACUCCACAGGCUGUCAAGACACAAUCCACACGAUUCUUACUCAGGUCAAUCAUCCUUACCAUGGCAAAAUCUCUGCUGGCAUCCUUCAAGCUCCCGUCAGUGAUUGUGAGGCAUUUGAAGAAAUUUGUGACAAAGAAGCAUUAGCUAUCGUCACAAACUUUGCCCGUGGCCUGCAUCCUGAAGAUCUUUUGCCGCGGCAGAUGAUGCGCAAUGUCGGAUUCGGCGAUGUGGCCAUGACUGCUCGACGCUGGCUCUCGGUUGCUACGCCUUUGGGUCAAGAUGAUUACUUCUCGAGUACGCUGUCAGCAAACACCAUCAAAUCCACCUUUGGCAGGAUCACGAUCCCGUUCAUGGCGAUUGUCGGUGGCAACGAUGAGUAUGUGCCGCAUAAUGUCGACAAGGAACAGCUCGUUGCAUUCUGGAAGCAAAAUACAGCCGCACCCUGUUUCGAAAAGAGCUUUGUUCUUGCUGGCGCCAAUCACAAGGUGACUGAUGAAGGUGCCCAACAGGCUUUAGCAUGGUCGAUUUGCAGCUUUUUGAAGCAGCUCUAG
This is a messenger RNA of Protomyces lactucae-debilis, 855 nucleotides long. RefSeq lists its product as uncharacterized. Lineage: Eukaryota; Fungi; Ascomycota; Taphrinomycetes; Taphrinales; Protomycetaceae. The record is from RefSeq and is a predicted model, not a curated record. Bases 1 to 855 code for a protein of 284 amino acids. The transcript has a single exon.